AUGGCGGUGGCCAGGAUCGCCGCCGUCUUGACCGUGGCGGCGCUCUUCGCCGCGGCGGGGGCAGCGGAUCCCCAACCCGCAAAGGGAGCACAUUGCUGGCGGUACUACUCUUCCUGCAUGCACAAGUGCGACGUCGCCCAUAUCGCCGACGGCUACGACGACAGGGACGACGAUGACAAGGGCGACAAAAAGGAUGACGAUGACUACGGUGAUAAGAAUGACAAGGACGACGAUGAUAAGGAUGACAAGGAUGACGACGAUGAUGAUAAGGACAACAAGGACGACGACGACAACGACGAUGAUAAGGACGACGAUGAUGAGAAUGAUGAUAACGAUGACGACGACGACGACGACCACGACGACAGCCGCAGCGACUGGCGGAAGUACUUCAAAUGCAAGAAGAUGUGCAUCGUGGACUGCUACAGGAGCCUGCCGCCGGUGUGCUACAAGAUGUGCAUCUCGGAGACCUGCCUCAAUCACCCACCCUGCGGAUUGCUACAAAUCAUGCGGGCACAAAUGCUUGGACCACCACCACCACCACCACCAUCACCAUCACCACCACCACCCAAGCCCGGGUCCAAAGCCCCCGAGUCCGAAGCCACCAAAGCCGGAGCCAAAGCCGACGCCACCAAAGCCCACACCUCCAAAGCCCGCUCCACCGAAGCCCAUGCCGCCACCGUCGCCCAUAUCGCCGCCGUCGCCCAUGCCGCCGAAACCAACCCCGCCGAAGCCGCUGCUAAAGCGGCCGUGCCAUCCUAA
Molecule: messenger RNA, 759 nt
Organism: Triticum turgidum subsp. durum (durum wheat)
Lineage: Eukaryota; Viridiplantae; Streptophyta; Magnoliopsida; Poales; Poaceae
Source: the annotation of a GenBank genome assembly